GCUACAAAUUGAACAUCAUUCUGGUUUCCGCAUCCAUUUGCGCACGACCAUGGACGCCGCGCUGUGGGAGCACCAGCGGGAGAUCGCAGCCGUGGCGCGCCACCGCAGCGUGUUGGUGAGCAGUUCUCAGCCCGUGGGCAAGACUUUCAUGAGCUGCGCGUUGUUGUCCGAGGCCGCUUCCUCAAAUAGCACGCAGGUUAACGUUGUGGCAGUUGCCGCGUCGCCUUCGGGUCGCUCCGCUCUACAGACGCAGCUAGCGCGACUAUGUGGACACCGCGUGCUCUGCAGUGACAGUAAUACAGCCAGCCAGUGGCUGGGGGACCAAGAAUUCGCUCGUAAGCAGCUACACAAUGCACAAGUCCAGAUCGCGAUCUUGUCGCCGUUAAUACUGCAGGAAAUUUUGCGUAAGAAGACACUGGACCUGAUAAAUGUGGAUCUGUUGGUCGUGAAAGACUGGGACCUGGUACAUGCUGAGUUGCCGUCUUUCUUCAGCCUGCUAACGAACCUGAUGGACGAGAUGACGACAGCCACGACGCUGCGGAUCUUCGCGACGUCGACGCUGCCAGCGUCCAAGAUGGACUGGAACCCGGUGACUAACCCGUUGCUUAAGCAUAUCCACGUAUUUAACAUGUUGCCAGUGCUGUCGUCGACGUCUAUGGAGCCAAGUUUCCCUCCGUUGCAUUGCGAAGUAUUCGAGAACAAGGACAAGAGCAUAGAACAAGAUGAGGUGAGUGUGAGGGACUUUUUGCUGGGUGCAAACGACAAGAAAGUGGACUUGGUGCACGUCUUUCGAAUGGAGUUGGAGUUAGGGAAUUCAGCGGCGGUGUAUGAUGAACGUAAGAAGCAGGACAAGGUGAACAGAUUCAUCCAAGACGCUGAAGUGGUCAAAGAACAUUUGGGGCAGUGGUGUUUGUGGAAGUUUGUGGAGCUGGAACUGCAGGCUAAUUUACAGGCGUGCAUUGUGGACGAUCCAGACAACGUCAACAACAGGAAAAAGCGUAAGCAGCAGCAGGAAGAUGCCGUCGAUGUUGACGACCCGAUGGAUGGAGAAGGAAAUGACGACGAAUUGGAUUCAGAUGAAGGUGGAGAGGUGGACGAAGAAGAGGUCGAGAUGGUGGAUAGCAGUAAUGUAGAGGAUAAUACUGGAAAAGAAGGCAUGUCGGCGCAAACAGUGAAGACAGAUCGGCUGAUUGCGAGAUUCAUUGGCAAUGUCGGGAUUGAUGAAAGCACGAAGCUAAAAAUUCGACCAAUUCUGAAAGUGUUAUCGUGGCUGUCUGCGCAGUCGAAGGUGUGUGGAACGCUGGAGGCCUCGUCUCGGCUGCUAAAGACUGCUGAGAUUGUGCGGAAUCGUUUUAUUAAUUCGCCGGGAACGAAGGAGAUCCGAGCCUGGGUUUUCCUCGAACGACGAUGUCACUGUCGUGUCGUCGCUGAGUAUUUAACCGCUGCAUUGGCAGAUUUGGGAUUGCCCCCGAGUUGUUGCAUGCUUGGAAGUAGCAACGCCCGUAUAUCCGGAGCACUGCGAUUUUCGUCGUUUCUGAAGGUGAUGCAGAUGUUUACAAAUUAUACGACGAACAUAAUGGUGACCACCUCUGUGGCCAAGAAAUCGCAGAAAUUGCGGAUGGCUCCGCCGCCGUGUGACCUCGUUGUGGUAAUGAACGAGCUACUGGAGCCGAACAAACUGUACGAAUUUGGCAAGAGAGCAGAUAUCACGAAGGGCUUCGUCAAGUAUAUUACAGAGGACACAGUGCUGGCUCGCAAGAAGUUCGAAGGGCUUGUUCGCAAGAUGCAGGAGUACGUUCGCCUCGAGCAGGAAAAUAACCGAGUUCACGGUGUGAUAUCCGAACCGACUUCCAGUGCUACGACUGAUAGUAGCAGCCUGCAGAUGCCUCAACCCCCGUCCUCCUCGACAGAAGCUGCUGUAUCAAGCUCAGACUCCACAUUGGCUUCGCUGCAAGCAGAACACCGACUUGCUAUCAUCCCGAAACCAGUUCAACCUGUUGUGAAUCCUUAUGAGCUUGUCCAUCGCGACACAGGGGCAAUUCUGAACGUGACGAACAGCGUGUCGUGUUUGAGCAAAUUCUGUGAUACGCUCCCUGGUUUGGAUACAUACGACCGGCGCCCGCAGUAUAUCGUAAGGCGAAUUUCUAUCGUGAAGCACAUGGCACCGUCGCUGAAGAAAGCGAAAAAGAAGCUGUUGAAGUACAAUUCGAAGCUUACAGACAAAAUCGACGCGCUGAAAGCUGAAGCAGAGCAGCGAGCCAACGCGGUGAUCGACGAAAAUGGAGAUGAAAGCAUAGAUGGUGACGAGGAAUCUACAAGUAGUGCAUCUAGUGAUGGGCGAUUUCACUUUUCAGCAACAUUAAAACUACCAGGCGCAUUGGGUAUUAAGAAGCAGCUUCAUUCACAGCAAGUGGAAACCCAAGAUGAAGCAAAGGGCAUCGUUGCCUUCAAGGCUUGUCAAGAACUGCUGAAGAAAGGGUUGCUCGAUCGACACUUCCGUUCCAAACUCUUAGACGAUCAAGUGGCUACUAUUCACAAAGAUGACGUAGGAACGAACAGUAGUAACGGUGAGACUUCUACAGGUGAUGAUACGAUCGUGCUUGGAGAAAAUGACGAAACUCCCGCUCAACUUGCUGAUCUUUCAACACAGUCAUCGUAUGACUUACCGCCAGUAAGUGCAGUGGAGUUGAGUUUACGACCUAUCCGGAGUCUCACACGAGAGGCUGCCAGUAGCAGUGAGGAAGGAGAAGAGUGGUCGACGACAAUGUGCUUUUACGGCCUCAGUGGAGCACACUACGCUAUACUGGCGACCAAUGAAUUGUAUACUGGCAACACCAACACAGGCUGGCGCUACGAUUUCGCCACCAGCGGCGUCAUGUCACCGGAGAUCCAGCCAAUAACACUGGCAAAGUAUCCGAUUAAACUUACUUUAACGAAGCAGGAGCUACACGAUGUGCUACACUUUCAUUUGGUGGUGAUGCGUCUCGCAUGUAUGGGAGUACAAGACGCUGUGCGUGACGUGGACAUUGCGAGUGACAACGUAUGGAACGAAUUCUCGGAACAGAAUGACAAGGGAUACCUGGUUGUACCGAGCGUGAUGGAUGAAUCAAAGCAACCACCAACGCUGUCAUUAGACUGGGACUAUGUUCGUGAGAUCAUCGGGAAGCCUUUGCUUGAGCCUUUGUGGCCAUUCCCGACUACGGGUGCUACUGGGAAUGCAAAGGAUCCAACCGACGAGUGGAUCUGCGUUCCGACGUAUCGCUUAAAUGUCAGCUAUGUCGUCGAGGCUGUCACUAAUCGCACGGUGGAUGAUAUUCGCAAAGAGUAUUUGGCAGACGAACAAGCGUGGGCGACUCACUUGAAAAAGGGAAAGUCGACCCCAGGAAAUCCGAUCCUGGGUCGUUGGCAAACCCGUCAACAGCUCGAGGAAGCCGACGCAGAUCAACCAUUGAUCCAUGGCAUCCAAGUUCCUCCGAUCGUUCCCAUCAUUCGGAGAGUCAUGCAGCGCAACAAUGACGAAGGAAGCAUUGCGCAAUAUAAGACCAAAUUCAACGAGCGCUUGCUGAUCCCGCAGUACACGUCGCGCCUGCGACUGACUAAAAGCCGGUUCUUCGAUGCCAUGGGACUAGUUCCGCUUCUUUACGAGUUCGAACGCAAGUGUCAGAUAUCGCAUCUCAUGGGGAAAAUCGGUCUGGAGCUCGAUAUGACUUUGCUGGAUGAUGCAACCACAAAACCCGCUUACGAACGUCUGGAAAUCCUCGGGGACACGUUCUUAAAACUCGAGACCUCGUGGUACAUGUAUGAACAGCGCAAGGAUAUCUAUCAGGAGGGACAGCUAACACAGCUUCGUCGCGAUAUUAUUCGCAACGACAGACUUAACCAGUUCGCACUGGCAGCUCGUCUUCACCACUACAUGUUGUACCCGGCCGAAGUGGAGCAGCAUCCUUUCCAGUGUUGGAAGCCUUCGUGCAUGGGUAAGACACCUGACCCCGUUGUAGCUCCUGCGAAGUGGAUCGCUGAUGUCUUGGAGGCAAUUACGGGUGCGUAUCUGGUUGGUCAGGGAGAAAAGGGUGCUCGCUACUUCCUCAAGUGGAUUGGUGUCAGUGUUCUAGAGCACCCGUCUACCAACUUCGCAAGACCCUUUUACCCUGAUUGCUUUCCCAAUGAGCUGUACGACGCAACAAUGACGUCGGGUGGAGCUGAAUACCCGCUAAGCUUGAAUUUCAAGGUGCCACAAUUCGAAGACCUCCCGAAGCGACUUAUGCUGCUUCAGCAGCGUUUGAAGUACACAUUUCGCAACAAGCGUCUACUACUGGAGGCCGUAACGCACCCGUCAGUUGGCCAGCUUGUGUUGCAUAUCGAUCAAAUGGAUGUUAAUGCUGAAGGGAAUGCAGGAGGCGAUGUUGAGGUUAUGUCACGCUCUCAGAAGAAGAAGAAGACGGUGUGGAAGGGUGACUAUGAGCGACUGGAGUAUCUAGGCGAUGCUUUGAUCGAGUAUCUUACCCUGUCCUACGCAUUCUUAAUGUACGAUAAGUGGCUGCCAGGAUCGCUUUCACAGUGGAAGAGUGCAACAGUAUCAAACGAUGCGUUGGGCAAGACAGCGCUGGCAUGUUUUGGUGUAGACGAGUGCAUUUUUGCUGGAUGUGUUCGUAUCGACCCCGAAACGAUGGAACGUGUCGCUAAUAUCGAGCGGAAAUAUGCGCGUCCUGAAGCAAAAACGGGGUUGAGUCCAGCGUUUGAAGCUGUCGGGGUAUCAAAGAAGAAGGCGAAGAGCAAAAGUGCCCCAAGUGGUGGUAACAGUCACACGCUGCCGAAAAUGUUCGCUGAUGUUUUCGAAGCUCUCGUUGCUGCGGUGUUCUUGGACUCGGGUCAGGAUUUGCAACUUAUCCGCGAUGUUUUCAUGGGCCCACUGCUGAACACGGUGGAGCAGGACGCCUACGCUUACGUGUGUCAUGAAAGUGGACUAGCGAUGGACAAUGGAGGCGACGAGUUGAUGGAAGAUCUGGUGUUCUCGAGCGAUGAAGAAGACUAACUAUGAGCGCAAGUAAAACUGAGUCAGAAACGUCGGGAACUGAUGAGUUGUAGGUGGAAAAUUGACUUCAAGCUACAUUCGCUGUGUCUAGCAUGGUGUACCGACACUUACCAUGCAGGUAAGACCUUACGUUUUUUUUUCUUAUGGAAUUUACUGCAGCUUGUCGAGAAUACGCAGCCCCUGCUCCUCGUAUUCACUCUUGAGCAGCCAGAAGGCGUCGUUGUCUUUCAUGACAUCAGCCAAGACACUGCCACCCUGGAACACCAAGUGUUUACGGCGAGGAGGGUCGUUAAUGCGGAGACGGAACUUGCUCAGUCGACUCUUGUCGCCCUUGAGCACAUCCGUCAGGUAUCUUUGUUUGAUGUCCUUCUCCAGACGACUGGGGAGACCCGGGUACAUGCUGGAGCCACCCGACAGCACGAUGUUCUUGAAGAAUUCCGUGCGCAGAUCGAUGUCGGCCUUCAUGCACAUGUCGAACACCAUGUCGCUCAGACCAGCACCUUCCACGUCGAUCAAACUCGGGUUAAACAGCGCCUCGGGAGCCUCAAAACGUUCACGACCCAGACGCACCACACGACCAUCAGGCAGUUCGUACGAUUCCUCAAGGACCGUCGUCUCCAGGGCCAAUUUACGCUCAGCAGCUGUGUCGUACGCCACGUAGCACCACUUCUCCUUUAUCUGACGCGCCGUCUCGAAGUCAGCGGUGCGGUUAAGCGGGUAGCCACGUAGUAGCAUGAGCUUGAUGAGGUAGUUGGUAAUGUGGCGACCAGCGACGUCCAGACGGCAGAUGAGGUGCUGCGGCACGUAGCCCUGGAAGACCGGCACGACGUGUGUGACACCGUCGCCCGUGUCAAUGACUACGCCCGUGGUGAUACCUUGCGCGUAUAGAGUGAGCAUGGCCUGUGUGGUGAUGUUGCAGCCUUCGAAGCCGUACUUCUCGAACAUGGUUUCCACCAGUUUCUCACGGUUGCGCUUGGGGUUGAGCGGUGGCUCAGUUAGUAGGAUGCGAUGGCCCUUGGGGUCGAUGGCCAGACGCUCCUUGAACGUGUAGUCCCAGAGCUUCUCCAUGUCGUCCCAGUUUUUGACGAUGCCGUUCUCCACGGGGUACGAGAUCUCGAGGUUCGAUCGCACAGCCGCGGCUUCAUCGCCGAACAUGAUAUCCUGCAACACAGAGGUUGAGAAUUAGCUACAUUUUAAGCAGUAAAUGGCAGGGAUUUUGAUCGUACUUUGAGCAGGAUGUCCGUUUGCACGGCUUCUUCGGCGCGUAGCACGGGGCGCCCCACGAGGGACGGGAAAAUAGCCUUGGGGAAGUUCUCAGCGGCGAAGCCAGCCUUGACAAACUGAAGCAGCGUGGGGAGGUUAGUAGACGGAUAUACAAGUAAUUACACUGCUGCAACGAGGUAAAAUGACGCACCCCCGUGCCAUUAUCGCAC
Messenger RNA from Phytophthora nicotianae INRA-310, 6465 nucleotides. RefSeq lists its product as hypothetical. Bases 50 to 5032 code for a protein of 1660 amino acids. Gene Ontology annotation, biological process: RNA processing. The transcript has a single exon. NCBI's taxonomy places the organism in Eukaryota, Oomycota, Peronosporomycetes, Peronosporales, Peronosporaceae. Gene Ontology annotation, molecular function: ribonuclease III activity. The record is from RefSeq and is a predicted model, not a curated record.